GUACGUCUAGUCAGUCAAUGUUCAGGAGUUCAGCAGGCGGACAGCUUGGGGAAAGAAACUUUUGAGGCUUCUGGUGGAUCUGGCGGGGACAGCCCUGUAACGCCUGCCUGAAGGAACAUCCAAGAUGGGCCUGUUGCUCCCAGUCCUUUUGGCUGUGUUGGUUUCCCUUCUUGGAGGCCUCUACAUGUUAGGGAUGUUCCGGAAGAGGAGACCGAAUGAGCCCCCUCUAGACAAAGGCAGUAUUCCAUGGUUGGGUUACGCUCUGGACUUUAGAAAUAACAGCGCAACCUUUCUACAGAGAAUGCAGAAAAAACAUGGAGACAUUUUCACGGUCCAAAUUGCCGGCUAUUACUUCACUUUCGUAACAGACCCACUUUCAUUUGGGCCCAUUGUAAAGGAAGCCAGAACAAAGUUGGACUUUGAGCAGUUUGCAAUGGAGUUGGUGGCCAGAGUAUUUGGCUAUCAUUCUAUACAAAAUGACCACAAAAUGCUUGAGAAGGCAAGCACAAAGCAUCUCAUGGGUGAUGGGUUAGUAGUCAUGACCCAAGCGAUGAUGGACAACCUCCAAAACUUGAUGCUUCAUGACAUUGGCUCCGGGGUUGGUGAAAAAAAAUGGCAUCAGGACGGGCUUUUCAAUUACAGCUACAAUAUUGUUUUCCGGGCUGGUUAUCUUGCUUUAUUUGGUAAUGAGCCAGCUAAAGGCAAAGAAGGCAUAGAAAAGGCCAAGAAAGUUGAUCGGGAAAGUUCAGACAAGUUGUUUACCGAGUUUCGAAAGUAUGAUCGCCUAUUCCCACGUCUGGCGUAUGCCGUUCUUCCUCCAAAAGACAAGUUGGAGGCUGAGAGACUUAAACGAUUGUUCUGGAAUAUACUGUCUAUUAAGAGAACCCUGCAGAAAGAAAAUAUAAGUGGGUGGAUCACAGAUCAGUUCCAAUUUCGAGAAGAAAAUGGGAUGCCAGAGUAUAUGCAGGACAGGUUCAUGUUUCUUCUUCUCUGGGCCUCCCAAGGCAAUACAGGUCCAUCUUGCUUCUGGCUACUUCUCUACCUAAUGAAGCAUCCUGAAGCUAUGGAGGCUGUCAGUGAAGAGGUAAAAAAGGUAAUUAAAGAAACGAGACAAGAAGUAAAACCUGGAAGCCCUCCCAUCAAUCUCACCAGAGAUAUGCUACUGAAGACCCCCAUUCUGGACAGCGUUGUGGAAGAGACCUUGCGGCUGACUGCUGCUCCUGUCCUGAUUAGAGCGGUGAAGGAGAACAUGAACCUCAAGAUGUCCAGUGGGAAAGAGUAUGCCAUUCGUAAAGGGGACAGAGUUGCCCUUUUCCCCUACACAGCUGUUCAAAUGGAUCCAGAAGUGCAUCCAGAACCAGAGAAGUUCAAGUACAACCGUUUCCUAAAUGAGGAUGGCACUAAAAAAAAUGAUUUCUACAAGAACGGGAAGCGGCUGAAGUUCUUCACAAUGCCAUGGGGAGCAGGAACCACCAUUUGCCCCGGUCGUUUCUUUGCUACCAAUGAACUGAAACAGUUUGUGUUUCUUAUGUUGACAUAUUUUGAAUUUGAGCUUGUGAAUCCCAAAGAAGAGAUUCCAGGCAUCGAUGCAAAUCGAUGGGGUUUUGGCUCCAUGCAACCUACGCACGACGUCCAGUUCAAGUAUCGAUUACGCUACUAGCUGCAAAGGAACCACCACUAACCUGUCUGCUUCCCGUAAGGUUUUCAAGGGGAACUGAGAACACAGAUGUUUCAGAGACGGUCCAUGUGAAGGAAAGCACAGUUGAUGAAAGAACUGCAGAGAUGCUGGGAGAAUUUCACCAGAAAAAUUAUAUUAAGCAUCCAAAAGCAAAGCAAACUUUGAAAUAUGCAUUCAACUGGCUGAUAUAUAUAUAUAUAUAUAUAUAUAUAUAUAUACUGUAUAUACAUAUACACACACCACAGAGUAUAUAUACAUAACGUCCAAUUCUGUUCUAGGUAAAUAGCACAGUUCAGAAAAAUGCACUAUGCAGAAAGAAACAGCACUCUGAGGGGUACAUUUACUAAGGUAGGAGUUUUUUUAGAACUGGUAAUGCUGCUCAUAGCAAGCCCUGCCCUGGGUGAAACGUACGUUCGAGGCCGUACCCUAUGUCAUUUCCGGAAUCCCGUGCAGCGCACACGGGGCUGGUUACCAGGCACGGAGAGGAACAUCUUUUACUGAGAGACAACUGAAUGGAGCUGUGACACACGCAUACACCUCAGGUAUCCUAACAUCCUCUCAUUGGGGUGCGGCAGGACCGGACACUCUGCAAUGACCAAAGGGUUAUCAGAGCUGCCGAGCACUGCAGCCUCCAACAGCAGACACGCCACUACUUUCUUCCUACCAGCACUGACCAGUUAACCCUCUCACCUCUCAUUCACUGUGCUUAGACACACAUGAGAAGGAAGCAGAGGUUACUGGAGACCCGGUUCAGGUACAUUCAUCUCUUAGUGAUAUUGGAAUAAGUGCUUACACACAUCAUUUCCUGUGUAACGGGGAACAUUGAGCAAUACAAUUUCUUGUAUAUACCAAUAUAUGGCUUCUCUGCUCUCUCGCCAUUUAUUAAUAUAGUAUAAGCACAAUCUAUAGAAACGUGUCUCUCUCCGCAGGAAUAUUUACAGAUAGUGCCUGAAAGUGUUUAGACCGCAGGCAUGUCCAAACUGCGGCCCUCCAGCUGUUGAGAAACUACACAUCCCAGCAUGCCCUGACACAUCUUUAGCAUUCUUAGAUAGCAAACUGUGUCAGGGCAUGCUGGGAUAUGUAGUUCAACAACAGCUGGAGGGCCGCAGUUUGGACAUGCCUUGGUUAGAGGAAUUACCACUGAAUUACAAUAUUAUCACCCACAAAUUAACUACAAAUUUAAUGACAAAAGAAUUUUCUAUGACUAAUUAACUAUAAAGGAUUUCCAUGUAAUUAGAUUACUAAUACCCCUUCUCCAUCUACGAUGCGGGUCGCAGCCGGGAGCCUGACACGGGUGCUACCCGGCUGCGACCCGCAUCGGCCCCUUUCCCAUCAGCAGUCACCAUCCCGGCAUAUUGGCGGGUUGGUAACGCUGCUGGUGACAUGGCAGGGGCGGCGCUGAAAGAUCACAUGAUCUCCCAGCGCCGCCCUUCUAUACAGUGUAAAUGGGAGCCGUGUCUCAUCAACACGGCUUCCGUUUACACUACACCUUACCCGGAUCAUUCCCGUGUCCUACCCAGGUAGCUACCCGGGUAGGAUUCACGGGUCACUUGAUCUGGGUUUUUCCUGAGGGAGCCGUUUCCACUAGAAAAAAACACGGAUAAAUGUGCGCCCCCGUGCAUUUACUUGUGUUUUUUGAGCUAGUGGAAAAGGGAUAUUAGAGGCUCAUAUAGAAACUUUUUCUUGUAUAACUAAUGUCCUCUUCAUUUUAAUAGUAGAAGUUGCUAAUCUGCGGAGGAGAUAGGAACUCUCUGUUUAACUCAAAAACUUUUUUUUUAUCUAUUUAGUACGAAAUAAAAGUUUUAUUUUAAAAAAUAACAAGACUUAUUAUAUACAAGAGUAUCCCCACAAAGAGGUUAACUUUCUGUCUCCCUGUUCCUAUACAGGGACAACCUUUUGUAAUAUUCAUGUCAUUUUCCUCAGGGGAGCACCACCAACACUUAUACAGGCACUUAUAUUACGAUUUAUAAAAAUGAGCUCUAUAGUUGGUUCUUAUACACAAUUGAUAGAUUGCUGUCAUCAGCUGUGCAGGAUCACCCUAACUCUUUGCUAACAUAAUGAGGGUAAGUCAACGACUAAAGUUUCUACAUACUACAGGGAGCUGUAUCACGACAUAACUCUAGAAACAAAUAUAGUCAUAGUUGUAUGUAAUCAUAUAACAAUGAAGUUAAACUGUAGCAAAUUGUACAUCAUAUGUUACAAUCUAUUUUGUUAAUGCUUUAAUAUGGCUUUAAUCUUAUUAUUGAGUAAAUUCUAUUUUAAUAAAACAGUAUUCCAUGUGAAAAUCAAA
Messenger RNA from Pseudophryne corroboree (corroboree frog), 3968 nucleotides. RefSeq names its product 7-alpha-hydroxycholest-4-en-3-one 12-alpha-hydroxylase-like. Gene Ontology annotation, molecular function: heme binding; sterol 12-alpha-hydroxylase activity; iron ion binding. The record is from RefSeq and is a predicted model, not a curated record. The transcript is spliced from 2 exons. Lineage: Eukaryota; Metazoa; Chordata; Amphibia; Anura; Myobatrachidae. Bases 125 to 1660 code for a protein of 511 amino acids.